Messenger RNA from Parnassius apollo (apollo), 855 nucleotides. The record is from the annotation of a GenBank genome assembly. NCBI's taxonomy places the organism in Eukaryota, Metazoa, Arthropoda, Insecta, Lepidoptera, Papilionidae.
AUGGAUACUAGACUUCGUGCGAGUCCCGAACAAUUUAGUUUGCUAAUAGAAUUUAUGGAAAGCCAUGUGGGUGGAUGUGGUGUUAACAAAACUUCCGACAAAUGGAAAAGGGUAUGGGCUGACUGGAAAACCAAAGCAAAAAAGAAAGCCUCCCUUAUAAAUCGGGACAUUCAUGGCACUGGUGGUGGGUCUGGUAGGGGAAAACCAUUAAGUCGACUUGAGGAAAGGGUGUUACGUGUAAUUGGUGUCACAGUAAUUGCGGUGACCCCAAUCACCGCAAUUACUGGAAGUCAAGCCAUACAAGAAGUAGGCUUUCAAGAACCAUCUCAACCUCAAGUGAGCAAUACAGCUGAUACAGCAGGGAGGAUGUCAUCACCAGCAGAAAUUGAGCUCUUGGAAUUACAAUCAGCUGCAGAAGAUACACCCAUAACAGUGCCAGCAAAUGUAACAUCUCCACCAGCACAUCCUGUCAGUCCUGUGCCAGGACCUUCAAAUAGUAGAACUAUACAAGGAGAAAGGUCGCUGGUAUCUGCCGGCCCUUCUACACCUCGUCAUCGCCGUCUCAGACAGCGAAAACUGCGACAAACAUCAUUUGACCGAGCCACCAGCGAGUUUGUAGCAAUAGAGGUGAAUCGCUUGCGUUUCGAAAGGGAGAGGGAUGCGCGUCAACACGAGCUUGAAACUGAACGACUCAAAAUAGAAGUACAACGUCUGCAACUGGAUAGAGAGCGCGUUCGGGUCGAAGAAGUCCGCACCCGCGUAGAGGCAGACCUACGUGACUACAUCCAAGAAUUAAAUUUAAAAAUUACAGCUCUUAUGUCACUAUUGGAGACUCGUGAUUUGAGACCGAAUUAG